AUGGAAUCUUCCAUAAAAUCCUCGGUGGGCCCACUCCCCAACCCGCUCCUUUCCCUUUCCAGUUUCAUCCGCGGUCUUCGCACUCAACUCACCAAUCGACUCGACGACACCAGGCGGCUCGCCGCCGCUUCUUUCCCCGCCUUUCUGCAACCGACGCCGCCGAUAUUGUUGCCUUUUGCCUCCGUGUCGCAGCGCCAUGGCAAGCCGACUGCCACCGCGUCUGAAGCUUCGCUUAGCAUGGAACAUGUCGCGAGGAGGCUCAUCGGAACUUCAGUGUACACCGUGAGCAACACUAAUAAUGAGUUCGUGCUGAUAUCUGAUCCAGAUGGGGCUAAGUCUAUUGGUCUGCUUUGUUUUCGCAAAGAAGAUGCCGAAACUUUUCUUGCUCAGGUGAGGUUAAGAAAAGGAGAGCUUAGAGGUGGUGCCAAAGUGGUGCCAAUAACUCUUGACCAGGUUUACAUGUUGAAAGUUGAAGGGAUAGCAUUUCGUUUUUUACCUGAUCCAGUUCAAAUAAAGAAUGCAUUGGAGAUACGAGCAUCAGAUGCUGUGAAUGGAUUUGAUGGAGUUCCUAUUUUUCAGUCGGACCUAUUGGUUGUGAAGAAGAAAAACAAGCGGUAUUGCCCCAUAUAUUUUCAGAAGGAAGAUAUAGAGAAAGCACUUGCAGCUGUGUCAAGGGUUUCGAGGGGACCUGGUGUUUCUCAACACAUUAUGGUCGGAAGUCUAGAGGAUGUUCUCAAGAAAAUGGAGAUAAGUGAAAAGAACUCAGGCUGGGAAGACUUGAUUUUCGUUCCACCCGGUAAAAGCCAUUCUCAACACAUUCAAGAGGUCACGAACGAUAUCGAAUUUUGA
This is a messenger RNA of Striga hermonthica, 849 nucleotides long. Lineage: Eukaryota; Viridiplantae; Streptophyta; Magnoliopsida; Lamiales; Orobanchaceae. The record is from the annotation of a GenBank genome assembly.